Exaiptasia diaphana is the source of this 2079-nucleotide messenger RNA. Its product is annotated as mucosa-associated lymphoid tissue lymphoma translocation protein 1 homolog. Lineage: Eukaryota; Metazoa; Cnidaria; Anthozoa; Actiniaria; Aiptasiidae. Gene Ontology annotation, molecular function: cysteine-type endopeptidase activity. Gene Ontology annotation, biological process: proteolysis. The transcript is spliced from 13 exons. The annotation marks the transcript as partial. The record is from RefSeq and is a predicted model, not a curated record.
UUUGGCCAUUAUAUAGAGGAUAUUCCACAAAAUGAUAGAAAGGAACUAGUUUUUUUUCUUGACAAUUACCAUCCAUCCAUAAACUGGCGAUCUCUGAUACAUUUUUUUUCUCAAGGAUGGUACCAGAACUAUCAAAUAGAAGGAUUUGGUAUAAAUUUUUUUGAGCCAGGAGGCAGUCCUACAAAUGCAUUACUAAAUGACCUGUCAAUUUUUUUUGYUACUAUACAGCAACUUGUUGUGUGGUUGUCUCAGUUAACACGUCAAGCACAGUUUCCCAGGCUACAGUUAUUGAUAUCAAAGCUUCAGGGAAGAGAACCUCUGACUAUAACAAGACAGCCAGAUGAACUUUACAGACAUCCUGCAGGAAGUUCUGUGUACAUUAAAUGUGAAACGUAUCCCUGUACUGGAGUUCACUAUCAGUGGUUUAAAAGAAAGGAACUGCUACAAGGCAAAACAAAGCCUUUUCUUCAUCUGCAGAACAUCACAGAGGAUGAUGCAAGUUUUUAUACCUGUCGAGUUUCUAUUGAUAGGCAAAACUGCCUAUUUACGAACUGGGCUAAACUUGAGAUUUUAGAAUCAAUGCCUGAAAUGGGUCAGUACGUAGUUUUCUUGUUUCUCUAUUUUGCCUCAAAGUUGUGUGUAAUAACAACUCAACCUUGCUGUCCUGAACAACCUGUACUGGGAGGGAUACUAUACCUCUAUUGUGAUGCUGUUGGUGAUCCAGCGCCUACGUUCCAGUGGUACAAGGACAGCAAACUAAUACCAGAUGCAACCACCAGAGAAUACUUUUUUUCMAACUUGUGUCAUGAUGAUGAAGGUGUCUACCAAUGUGUUGCUUCUUUUUUUGCAGGACAAGCCUUUUCUGAUCGUACUGUUGUAAAAGUUUGCAAGGAGAGACAGACAAACAGUCACAGGCAACCUGCAGGUCUCCAUGGUAGAAAUCCAGGGCCUGAUAACAAUCCUUUUUUUUCACCAAGAAGAGUUUCAGAUAAAGUAGCAUUACUGAUUGGUAACAAGGAGUAUAAGUUUUUUUAACUGGGUCCAUUGUAUCAUCCAACUAAUGAUGUUUGCGAUCUAGCUUUUUUUUUGACAAGCAUUGGCUUCAAGGUUGUGUCUCUUGUCAAUCUCACAUUAUCAGAGAUGAAGUUUGCAGUUUUUUUUUUUUAUGAGAUGUUAGAUGCAGAUAUGUAUGCUUUGUUUUAUUUUGUUUUUUUUGGUUUUGAAGUAGACAAUCAGAGCUAUCUAAUGCCUGUAGAUGCUUCUCCAAAAUACUUACCACUGGAAAACUUGAGUGCAUCAGAAGUUAUUAGCUGUUUUUUUAGCUCACAGGCCUAUUUGAAUAUUGUCCUCUUGGAUAGUUGUCGAAUUUUUUUAGAUACUUUGAAUAUCACAUUCAAUGAUAAGCUAGAAGGAGAAAUGCCACAAAGAAAUAUUGUCCUGAAUAAUCCUAGUGAAGGUUUUGUGGUGAAAAAGAAAAAUGUCAUGAUUGUUUUCCCAUGCUGUUCAAAGAAUUCCGUAUUUGAAUCAGAAAGCCAUAUUUUUUUAUAUUUUGCGUACUACCUUUUAAAACAUAUCGGUGAUGAUGUGAAUGUAUCUGAGGUCAUGCUCCGAGUUAGUGCAGGUAUUGACAAAGAAGACAUCAGAGACCCAAAUACAGAGCAGAAACAGAUUGUUUUUUUAAACUCAACAAUAGCAGAACCUUUAUCAUUAAAAGCACAAACUGAUCAAAAUGCACCAACACGAAGCUCUGGACUCUGGAAAGCUGCACAUGAAAUUCCACAGAAUCCUGUUGUUUUUUUUAAAGAAGGAGAUUGCAUUYUAGAGCUACUUUUCUUUGCUGAGUUUUCCAAUGUUCUACUCAUCCAUGCAAGACUCAAUGGYGACAACAGUCAACAUUCCUUUUUUUURGAGCCUGAUAUUCAGAAUAACAGAACUGUUGAACGAAGUGGUUUUUUUUAUGAAAGAAUCAAUGAAAAAGAUCCAACAGUCCCUCGCAACUUUCCUUUGGCCAACUGCCUUAUCCAGGCAAUCAGAAUUAAAGAUCUACAACUGGCGUUAAUAGUAACGCAACAGAUGUAA